CUUAAAUCCCCGAUAUAUUUUUAGCAGCAGACCAGUUUUAGAAUUCAAACUUCUACAGGUCGUCUGUUAUCAUGGAAUACGAUUGCGAUAGCAUUUCUCCAGCAACAAUAAAUAUUGUGAUGAAUCUAGUUUCAAAAGUAAAAGAGUAUGUCAAUUGUUGCCGAAAAACUGCUACGCUUAUUACGCAUUUAAUCAAAAAACAGAGAGAGAAAAAUAAAUUUCAAAAUAGAAGCUACUGGGAAAGCGGAAAUCUUAAUCACAUGCGUACAGAAUCACAGUUAGGGCUCAUGAAACAACAUCUGGACAAAAUUCUUCGCGAGAAGCAACGAGAAAAUGCUGUAUUGCGUGAAACGAACCAAAAAUUGCGAGCAGAACAAAGAGAAAAGUGUAAGACAAUAAAAAAUUUAGAUCACAUUCUUUCUUCCCUAGACAAUCAAAUAUGCUGCAGUGAAAACAGUCUAAAAUAUAAAGAAAAAGUCGAAGAAUUUAACGUGGAAAUUCAAAAACUGAAAAAGCAACUGGCAAUAGAGUUGAAAAGAUAUCAGAAAGAGCAAAAGAUAAUUAAAAGAAUUAAAAGUAAAGUUCUAAAUGAAGACGAUAUUUCUGCUCAGGAUAAAGCAGAAUUUUCAGACGAUUUAGAAGAUAAUAACGCAAAAGAAAGUAAGAAAGAAUGUGCACAUAAAAAUAAAGACGAUGAUAAGUUUUGCGAUAAAACACCAGACAUUAUCAAUUCUAGUACAGAUUCUAGUAUUUUCGACGAAAUUUUAGAAGAACCGGAGUUCGUUCGUCGAAUCAACUACGAUGUUUCAACUUGAAUCACCCAAAUGCUAAAAUCAGUAAUCAAAAGAAGUUCUUAAAACAUAAAUUUUUAAGCUAUCAAUUGGCCUCAUUUUCUAAACAAUGAUUUAAAGAUUCUCCCUUCUUUACACGAUGUUAAAUAUGAGGUCACUAUUUCCAAGCAUACUGAAAUUAAAUUUUAAUGAAUUUUUAUUUUAUAUUUACAGAUGAAUGAUCAAAAUUAAACUCAAUUAAAUAUAAAUUUAAAAAAUACGUUUUUCUAUUCAAACUUUAAACUGAUACGCUUGAAAGAUUUUACUGUA
Messenger RNA from Stegodyphus dumicola, 1100 nucleotides. RefSeq lists its product as uncharacterized. The record is from RefSeq and is a predicted model, not a curated record. Lineage: Eukaryota; Metazoa; Arthropoda; Arachnida; Araneae; Eresidae.